AUGGCGUCAAAAGCCGAAGGUCAGAGCAUCUCUGCAUAUGGAGAGGCUCGUUCUACCCUAGAGGGUAAGCCUCUCGAUGCCGAGACAAUACGGAAGAUGAACGCCUACUUCCGGGCAAGCAUGUACCUUUGUCUAGGCAUGCUUUAUCUUCGUGACAAUCCACUACUCGAAGAGCCUCUUAAGUUAGAGCACCUCAAAGCCCGCCUCCUGGGUCAUUGGGGGUCUGAUGCUGGACAAUCCUUCACCUGGAUGCACAUGAAUCGACUUAUCAAGAAGCACGAUCUCGAUGUACUCUUUGUUUCGGGUCCGGGCCAUGGCGCUCCUGGAAUUAUCUCUCAAUCCUAUCUUGAAGGCGUCUACUCGGAAGUUUAUCCGGACAAAGCUGAGGAUAAGGAGGGCAUGAAGAAGUUCUUCAAGCAAUUCUCGUUCCCCGGUGGAAUUGGAAGCCAUGCUACCCCGGAGACGCCGGGAAGUAUUCAUGAGGGUGGAGAGCUCGGAUACUCGAUCUCACACGCCUUUGGCUCGGUUUUUGAUAACCCGAAUCUGAUCACCUUGACCAUGGUCGGUGAUGGCGAGUCUGAGACCGGGCCUUUGGCAACCAGCUGGCAUAGCACGAAGUUCUUGAACCCUAUCGUCGACGGAGCUGUGCUUCCUGUUCUGCAUCUGAAUGGAUACAAAAUCAACAACCCAACCGUGCUUGCACGAGUGAGCCAUGAGGAGUUGACAUCUUUGUUUGUCGGCUACGGAUGGAAGCCAUACUUUGUGGAGGGAAGUGAUUUUGACAGCAUGCAUCAGGCCAUGGCUGUGACACUUGAGCAAUGUGUCAAGGAAAUCAAGGAGCAUCAAAAGAAAGCUCGGGAUUCCAACAAGCCCUUUAGGCCUCGCUGGCCCAUGAUCGUUCUUCGCACGCCCAAGGGAUGGUCGGCUCCCCGAGAACUCGAUGGCCAUCAUCUCGAGGGCUUUUGGCGUGCACACCAGAUUCCAAUCACAGAUGUCCGCACCAAUCCUCCGCAUCUCAAACUUCUGGAGCAGUGGAUGAAAGGAUACAAGCCGGAGGAGCUCUUUGACAAGAACGGCAAAUUGAUCCCAGAACUCAAAGAGCUUGCCCCGUCGGGCAACUCGAGAAUGAGUGCCAACCCCGUUGGCAACGGCGGUCUUCUACGCCGGCCGCUCAGCAUGCCGGACUUCCGAAAGUAUGGGUUCACGGAUAUCGAACCAGGCAAGUCAAUCAAGGGAGGCAUGGCCAACAUGGCCAUAUUCCUCCGGGAUCUGGUCGCCCAGAACAUGCAUAACUUCCGACUUUUCGGACCCGAUGAAACCGAAUCCAACAAGCUGGCCGAGGUGUACAAAGCAGGCAAGAAAGUGUGGAUGGGAGACUACUUCGAGGAAGACAAAGAUGGAGGCAACCUGGCACCUGAUGGCCGUGUGAUGGAGAUCCUAAGCGAACAUACCUGUGAAGGAUGGCUGGAAGGCUAUGUUCUCUCCGGACGUCAUGGGUUGCUGAACAGCUACGAGCCUUUCAUUCACGUCAUCGACUCGAUGGUCAACCAGCACUGCAAAUGGAUCGAAAAGUGUCUUGAGGUCGAAUGGAGAGCUCGGAUCGCCUCUCUGAACAUCCUUAUCACAGCGACAGUGUGGAGACAAGACCAUAACGGUUUCACACACCAAGAUCCAGGCUUCCUCGACGUGGUCGCAAAUAAAAGCCCAGAAGUCGUCCGCAUCUACCUUCCACCGGAUGGCAACACUCUUCUCUCGGUCAUGGACCACUGCCUACGCAGUGUGAACUACGUAAAUGUCGUCGUCGCCGACAAGCAAGAUCACAUCCAGUUCCUCAACAUGGAAGAAGCCAUCGCGCACUGUACCAAAGGUCUCGGAAUCUGGGACUGGGCCAGUAACGACCAAGGCGAGGAGCCGGACAUUGUAAUUGCAUCCUGCGGUGACGUGUCGACACACGAAGCUCUCGCAGCAACAGCUCUACUGCGGAAGAAUCUACCGGAUCUGAAAAUCCGAUUCGUCAACGUGGUUGAUCUCUUCCGACUAAUCUCGACCCUCCAUCAUCCCCAUGGCAUGUCGGACAAGAAAUGGAAGGCCAUCUUCACAGAUGACAAACCUAUCAUCUUCAACUUCCACUCUUAUCCCUGGCUCAUCCACCGGCUCACCUACAAGCGACCCGGUCAGCAUAACCUGCAUGUACGGGGAUACAGGGAGAAGGGAAAUAUCGAUACUCCAUUCGAACUUGCUAUGCGCAAUCAGACUGAUCGAUACAGUCUUGCUGUCGACGCGAUUGACCUCGUCAAGUCUCUUGGAAACACUGCCUCUGGUGUGCGAGAGAAGCUGAUCAAUGAACAGCUCGCUGCUAAAGCGGUGGCGUUUGAUAAUGGUCUUGACCCCGAGCAUAUUCGGAAUUGGAGUUGGCCUUGGCCUAAGAAAUAG
Molecule: messenger RNA, 2433 nt
Organism: Penicillium brevicompactum
Lineage: Eukaryota; Fungi; Ascomycota; Eurotiomycetes; Eurotiales; Aspergillaceae
Product: phosphoketolase family protein
Exons: 1
Coding region: 1-2433 (810 amino acids)
Biological process (GO): carbohydrate metabolic process
Molecular function (GO): aldehyde-lyase activity
Source: RefSeq, a predicted model, not a curated record